AUGUAUCGGAAGUUGUCUAAGUUAGAACACUCGGAAAUAAAACAACUUCUUACAGAAGCUAAUAUAGAUGUUGCAAAGCAUUACGCAACAAACAAAAAAGCACUCGCUGACAUCCUCAAUGACUAUAAUGGUGCAAUAAGUUAUGAUAGAAUUCAUGAGUUCAUAAAGCCGCAACGCGGCGAGGACGAAGUCCAUGCAAGAGCAUUUCCUUUAAAUGACGUUGCUAUUGACUUAUAUCAUAGACGUUCAGUACCUCAUGAAGUAAGAAGAGAAAUGUUUGACAUAACAAAUGCAAACGUUGGUGAAACAAGAAGAAGAGACGACACACUGAAACAACAGAGAAGAGAGAUGUUUAAGAGCGCUAUAGAACAAGUUCGCAAAGCUAACGAUGUCAUUCGUUCCAUUGACGACAAACCAAAAGAAGGUGAGAGAUGGUUAAAGAAAGAUGAAGAGAAUAGGAAGAGAAAUGUGAAGUCAGGCAA
Molecule: messenger RNA, 482 nt
Organism: Trichomonas vaginalis G3
Lineage: Eukaryota; Parabasalia; Trichomonadida; Trichomonadidae
Product: organellar and viral DNA polymerase type B
Exons: 1
Source: RefSeq, a predicted model, not a curated record